UUCAAGGCUUCCUCCCCCCCCCUCCUCCCUCUUCCCAUCUCCGUCCUCGAUAUUUCCGCGUUUCUGUCCUUCGCUUCUGAGAGUGAGCGAGCUCGUCAGCUAGAGCGACUGCAACUGAGCUUGGCGAUUCGACGCGCGUGGGCCAUGCUCGAGUCGCCGCUCUCCGCGGUGUCAGCUGCAGCGGCUGCUGUUCCCGCCACUCCUGCUGAAACCGGGAUGCUCCGAUCCGCGUUACACGUGUCCGCGCGGCAGCUCCGGACCGCGAUCGGCGGAGCGGCUCGGCUUCCGAGCAGCCACAUCAGCAGGCUCCCUCCAGCCUCCGCCUUGCACCUGCCUGCCCUCCGCCUCCCCUCGCGCCCCCUUCCGCUCCUCUCCCGCGCAUCUCCUUCCGCCCUAUCCGCUUCCGCGCCCCGAUUCCCCUCCCCCGCGUCACUGCCUUAUGGGGCAACUCGCGCGCGCGGAAUCACCUCCGCGUCCGCUGCUGCGUCUGGGUCUGACGGCGCAGCUGCGCCUUCAGUCGCUGUUGCUGCUGACGAGGCAGAGAGCAGCAGCGGCGGCAGUGGCGGUGUGACUGAAAAGGAGGUUGCUAAAGCGAGGGGCGGAAAGAAGGGCGUGCGGAAGGACGGGAAUGACGCAGCAUCUGGCGCAGCGGCCAAGUCUGGUUCGGGGUCUGGGGGUGAGAGUUCGGGGGAGGAUGACGUGGAGGUGGAGCUGCCACGUGAGCCGCUGCCGACCAAUGAGAGCUCAGAGAAGCUGCUGCGGAUCAGACACACGUCCGCCCAUGUGAUGGCCAUGGCGGUGCAGAGGCUCUUCCCCAAGGCGCAGGUGACCAUCGGCCCAUGGAUCCAAAACGGCUUCUACUACGACUUCGACCUGGACGAGCCGCUGACCGACAAGGACCUCAAGAAGAUCAAGAAGGAGAUGGACAAGAUCAUGUUCAAGAAUCUCCCUCUGCGCCGCGAGGAGGUGUCGCGAGAGGAGGCGGCGCGGCGCAUCAAGGAGAUCAACGAGCCGUACAAGCUGGAGCUGCUGGACAGCAUCCAGACGGAGCCCAUCACCAUCUACCACAUCGGAGACGAGUGGUGGGACCUGUGUGCGGGCCCGCAUGUGGAAUCCACCGGCAAGCUCCCCCGUAAGGCGAUAGAGCUGGAGUCGGUGGCAGGGGCGUACUGGCGGGGCGACGAGAAGCGCGCCAUGCUGCAGCGGAUCUAUGGCACAGCGUGGGAGAGCGAGGGGCAGCUGCAGCAGUACAAGCGGCAGGUGGAGGAGGCGAAGAGGCGGGACCACAGGAAGCUGGGGAAGGAGCUGGGGCUGUUCUCCAUCCAGGAGGACGCAGGGGGCGGACUGGUGUUCUGGCACCCCAGGGGGGCACGGGUGAGAUCAAUGAUCGAGGAGUACUGGCGGCAGGAGCACCUGCGGCGGGGGUACGAGCUGCUGUACACGCCACACAUGGCGAAGCUGGACCUGUGGAAGACCAGCGGGCACUACGAGUUCUACCGCGAAAACAUGUUCGACCAGAUGGAGGUGGAGGAGGAGCACUACCAGAUCCGUCCCAUGAACUGCCCCUUCCACAUCAUGCUCUAUAACGACUCGCUGCACUCCUACCGCGACCUCCCCAUCAGAUGGGCGGAGCUGGGCACUGUGUACCGCUAUGAGCGCUCUGGAACGAUGCAUGGGCUGUUCCGCGUGCGCGGAUUCACUCAGGACGACGCGCACAUCUUCUGCCUGCCGUCCCAAAUCCGGGACGAGAUCCGCGGAGUGCUGGACCUCACAGAGACCAUGCUCACGGACUUUGGCUUCCAGCAGCUGGAGAUCAACCUCUCCACGCGGCCUGAGAAGUCUGUUGGCGAUGACGCUAUCUGGGAGCAGGCCACGCAGGCUCUGAGGGAGGCCCUGGCGGACAAGGGGUGGGAGUACAGCGUGGAUGAGGGCGGCGGAGCGUUCUAUGGCCCCAAGAUCGAUGUGAAGAUCAUGGAUGCUAUCGGCAGGAAGUGGCAGUGCUCCACCAUCCAGGUGGACUUCAACCUGCCGCACCGAUUCGGCAUGGUCUAUGUGGAUGCGGAUGGCACUCGCCGCCCGCCCAUCAUGAUCCACCGCGCCAUCUUUGGUUCCCUGGAGCGAUUCUUUGGUAUCCUUAUUGAGAACUAUGCGGGAGACUUCCCCCUGUGGUUUGCUCCCACUCAGCUCCGAUUGCUGCCGGUUACUGACUCAGAGCUGCCCUUCUGCAAAGAAGUGGUGGCUAGCCUAUUGGAGCGGGGCAUUCGUGCUGAGGUGGCGAGUGGUGAAAGGCUGGGCAAGUUGAUUCGCAAUGCGGAGACUCAGAAGAUUCCGGUGAUGGCUGUGGUUGGCCCCAGGGAGGUGGAGUCUAGGUGCCUCAAUGUGCGCACUAGGAAGGGCGGAGAGCUUGGAGCCCUGUCUGUGGACGAAGUCGCGAGGAAGAUCGAAGAAGCGGUGGCUAAUAAGGGGUAUUUGUGAUAGCAUUCUGCACUGUUGAUACACGAAAUCAUUCUUAAAACUUGUCAUCACACAAGUUUUGUACGAGUCGGACCCACGCAAUCUUGUAUGAUUUACGUUUAGCUUGAUGCUAGAAUUGCUCGAUCCAUUUACAGUUGAUCUGAUAAAUAGCUCGUACAAAUUGGUAACACGCCCACUUUCGCGUGAAGU
This is a messenger RNA of Closterium sp. NIES-67, 2664 nucleotides long. Lineage: Eukaryota; Viridiplantae; Streptophyta; Zygnematophyceae; Desmidiales; Closteriaceae. The record is from the annotation of a GenBank genome assembly.